Molecule: messenger RNA, 294 nt
Organism: Lactuca saligna
Lineage: Eukaryota; Viridiplantae; Streptophyta; Magnoliopsida; Asterales; Asteraceae
Source: the annotation of a GenBank genome assembly
AUGGACCAAACCGCCACCCCCUGUUGCCCUUAUCCGCCUCUAUCUAUCAUUGGAAUGCGUCUCUCUCUUUAUGUCACCACCUUCGGAGAGAUUGUAAGGAUAAGCAUCGCUUUAAGGAAUCAGGGUCAGACCAAUAAUGCCGACCCUAAUGAUCUAACCGCCACUACCCUUUCAUGCUCUCCACCGCCCCUGACCGCCACGUAUGUAUUCCCAUCGACUUCUACCGAAUGCUCAGUGCGGAGUCUCACUUCCUCCGAGAAAGAAUUAGAAUAUGUUAUGAAGCUAGGUCUUUGA